Molecule: messenger RNA, 1152 nt
Organism: Rhododendron vialii
Lineage: Eukaryota; Viridiplantae; Streptophyta; Magnoliopsida; Ericales; Ericaceae
Product: F-box protein At2g26160-like
Exons: 1
Coding region: 1-1152 (383 amino acids)
Source: RefSeq, a predicted model, not a curated record
AUGAAGAAGAAGAUGAGAAAUUGGGCCGAACUCCCAGAAGACCUACUCGUUCUAACUGCGAACAAAAUAACUCUCUUUGAAGAUUUUCUCUCUUUCAGCGGAGUUUGCAGGUCAUGGCAUUCUGUCGCAAUCAACGACAAUUUCAAAGGAUCUGAACAAAUCCCAUGGCUUAUGCUCUCUGACAAAGACAAACCCGACGAGCGUAAGUUUGUUAGCCUGAGAAAAGGCGGCGUUAUUCGCACUGUCAAUCUACCAGAAGUAAGGGGAAAACGAUGCCUGGAAACUUUGGGUUGGUUAGUUACCAUAGCCGAAGACGGUGAGAUUAAUCUACUCCAUCCUUUCACUCGAGUUCAAAUAAAUCUUCCCCAUGUCACUACCUUCAAAGACUACCGCAGGAAAAGACGUUACGACAAUACGAGUUUCAUACAUAAGGCCGUCUUGUCUUCACGCCCGGAGGAGAGCAAAGAUUACGUACUCGUGGUUAUACAUGGAAACUGCGGACAUCUUGGUUAUUGGAGACCUGGAGAUGAGUCCUGGACCGAUGUCAAAAUCUCUCUGCUUUACUUCCGUGAUAUCAUUUUUCAUGAGGGACUAUUUUACGGGGUCGUUGGUAGGGGCUUUGUUUUUGCUUUCAACGUUUGGGGGCCUGACCCGACUCAGCCAUGGAUUGCUUUGCAUGCACCAUACAUGUACGAAGGCACUGCAAUGAAAGAGCAACUGUUUAUUGUGGAAUCUAAAGGGGUGGUACUAAUGGUGAUUCGUUAUUUAUCGAGGCCGUAUUUUUGGGACGCCAAUCACUAUGUUCCGGAUAAUACGAAUAGGUCAAGGGUUGAUUACCGAACAUGCAGGCUUCAAGUGUUCCAGGCUGCUCUAAGAGAACAAGGGCAAUGGUUGGAGAUAACGAGCUUAGGUGAUAAUGCCGUAUUCUUGGGAGACAAUGCUUCCGUCUCUGUUGAUGCCUCAAGAUUUCCAGGAAUUAAGGCUAAUUGUAUCUAUUACACCGACGAGUAUUGGGAAUUUCGCAAACGAGGAGGAGUACUAAGACAUACGGGUAUCUAUUGCUUGGAAGAUGGAAGCAAAAGUCCUUGCUAUGAAGAGGAGUCUUUUAAUCCGAUAUGUCCACCUUUGUGGGUUAACCCAUCGUCUUUUUGA